GGGAGAGUGAAGAAACAAUAGCGCCCUUUGAAACAGCCAUGACUCAUGCCCGAAGGUCUAUCUUUUAUUAGAGAAAGUUCAGAGUCCUGUUAAAGGACACCUGAGACAGACACAGGAAACUCAUCUUUAACCACCACAGCACCGAAUACCCAUAUGCAAGAGUGGAGAUGUUGAAGGAAAGGAGCGGGAUGGGUGACGUGUGAUUGUGGAUGUAAGACCACGCCGACUGAUUCAACCUUUAUAUGGACCCGCAGGGAGACUGGGAUGACACCACAGACUACUAAAGAGAUACCAGGCAGGUAAAGAGGAGGCAGAGACGACAAAGAUCAAAAGGGAUCGUAAGCUUCAUCUUUGACUGGGACACAAGAUAUCCGAUGGCGGAGCUGUUCCCACCAGGGGAUGCAAUUCCCUCAAAACCUGCUGAGUCCAUCGUCUCUAAUCUGACGUCAGUAUCCCUCCAUCAACCUGAAAAACUACAAAACAACUCCACUGAAGUACCAUCUUCACUUAAAGACCUUAAUGGCAGCGGCACGACUACUGCACAAAGUUCCCCUACCAUCUCUGAUCAACAAUAUACAAGUCAUCAUUGUGUUACGGAGACCCACCUGUCUGACGUUGUGGAUUUACAGCCAAGAGAUGUAAAGAGCCAUCAGUACAAACAGGCAUCAUUGACGGUGCACAGGGACCAUGACUUAAAAGAACACAAUCUGUUAUCAAUACAGAGAAGCCACUCAGACAGCUUGCAGAUUUUCAAAGAAGGCGCAGCUGUUCCUUACCACUGUGAAACUGGAGCACCUUGUUGUCUAAUAAAGGAGCAGGAGGCUUGUGCACAAUCAUUCCCUUCUUUAGUGUGUAAACAGGCCAUGCCGCUUCAGCAAAGCAAUACGGUCACAACGUCCACCAGAACAGGAAGUAAUGGAUCGGGAAGUCCCACUCAGCCAGCCCAACAUGCCUACAUUCAGGUCAGUCCAUCUGCCCAAAUACAAUCAUCUAGUGAGGCCAUUCCAGAGUCUACCUGCCCGAAAUUUCAAGAGGCUGUGUGCUGUAAUUUACACUUUCACCAUGGAACAGUAGAGGACACGUUUGCGGCAUACUGCCACCCGCAGCCCAUUCCUGCCCCAGCACAGCUGUUGCCACACUUGGUAGGAAUGGAGGAGAACAACAGGGGCCAGGUGGCGACAGGCAACUUGCUCGCUCUCCCCCGGCUCAUCACCUCUGUCAGCGAGACAGGAUUGGACACUAAACGACUGUUCAACUGCUGCAAUCUGGACUGCACUUGGCCCAGUGAAUCGCAUACAACUGGGAUUCACCUGCAGAGGUGGAAAGACGAAGGCACCACAAAGGAAGCAGGGACCAUGACAUCACAAAAAGAAGUUAGAGAUAUAGGAGUGCAAGUGGGUCAGGACUCUGAGGAAUAUCCUCAGCAUGUGUUCCCAGAAGUGUGUCUGCUGGAGGAGAUGAAUGGGAGUGGCAAACCUGUGCCAAAGAAUCAGAAGUCUCCUGUAAGAGAAGUAAAAUGGGAUGCAGAAGGAAUGACCUGGGAAGUGUAUGGAGCCUCGGCUGACCCUGAGGAACUUGGACUUGCAAUUCAGCGGCAUCUUGAGAUACAGAUUAAAGAGACUAAGGGAAUAGCAGCAAAGCUGUCGCGCCAGAACACAGCAACAUCUCAGCACAGCUCAGGAUCAACGCAUAGGAGAAAAAGGGGGUUACUGGAAUCUCUGCGCCGUCCCGGCUGCUGUUCUCGUAGCACAACUGCAGUGGACUGAAUAAACGACAUCUGUUAAAAGUGAAAGGAAUGGGUAGCAACAGUACUCUGUAUUUAUUCUUGGACUAGAUCAAACUUAGUAGUAUUAGUUUUGAUAAGGUUGACUUAUUUAGAGAAAGAUUGUGGGUUUUAUUUACACUAUUAUAGGUAUCCUUGUAUUUUGUUAUCCUUCACUCGGCCAAGAUUUUUAUGAUAUAUAUAAGAUCCUGUUGUAACAGUCUAUGUGAAAAUGUGUUCAUUAAAUCAAAGUAAGUUUAUUGUUAGGUGACAACACUGUGUUUAGUUAACAAAAUACAUCAACUAUGCUGUAUUUGUUUGUCAGAGCAUUACAGUUACACUGGUUUUACAAUUCUGUGCAAUAUAUGGGACCACUAUAAAUGAUCAAAUUAUUUUUACAAUUAAGAAUAAGGACCCCUAUGGGUGUCUGGUAAAUAAAAUAAAGUGGACAUAUACUGUAUUUGGGGCAUACAUUUUAACUCAUGGAAAUAAUAUACAGUUUGUUCAAUUUAAAUUAUUGGUCAAAAAGCAAACUAAAUGUCAGAAGCAGCAUUGUUCUUGUCUAUGUAUUCCUCUGUUUCAAUAAAAGCAAUGGAUUCUUUA
This is a messenger RNA of Misgurnus anguillicaudatus (oriental weatherfish), 2365 nucleotides long. RefSeq names its product GRIN2-like protein. Lineage: Eukaryota; Metazoa; Chordata; Actinopteri; Cypriniformes; Cobitidae. Gene Ontology annotation, cellular component: plasma membrane. Gene Ontology annotation, biological process: neuron projection development. The record is from RefSeq and is a predicted model, not a curated record.